Molecule: messenger RNA, 3324 nt
Organism: Caenorhabditis sp. 36 PRJEB53466
Lineage: Eukaryota; Metazoa; Nematoda; Chromadorea; Rhabditida; Rhabditidae
Source: the annotation of a GenBank genome assembly
AUGAAAUAUUUGGUGAAAUGUCAAAAAGCAACUCACAGAAGACGUGAACUGAACUGACAUUGCUCUAAAAUGAAACAGAUUUCAAAAAAAGUUCUCACAAAAUUAUUCUGAAUUCACCGUCAGCGCUAGUUUAUUCUUGCUGAGAUUUUGUCACCGAGACAGUUUUCGUGAACAACGUACGUUUCAGCACUAUUAAGAUUCUGAAAAAAAAUGCCACAUUUUCAGAUGGUUUUUGUGUCCACAGUCGGUCCAAUGAAGCUUUCGACGACGACGGUCCACGAGCGGAUUCUCGAGGCGUGCCGGACCCACGCAGCCGCCGACAAGGACGCUGUUUGCUUUGUAAACACGCUUUUUUAUAAAUUUUAACUUAUUUUCUAUUUAGAUUGAUGCUGAAACGACGACGAAAAAAAAGUAUUAUCGUGAAAUCGAGCCACUCGUCAAUAGUAUGGCCGCCGCGCUCGUCAAGCUGUCAGUUUUGGGGUCUCAUUAGUUUUUUUUUUCAAUUCUACAGACAACUCGUAAAAUUUUAAGCCAAAAAACGAGUCUGCAGCUAUUUUUUGAAAAAAGAUAUAAAUUUUUAACGUUUUUUCAGUGGAUUCAAGCCUGGAGACACUGCCGCGCAGGCGUUUCCCAAUUGUCCCGAGUUUCUAAUUUCGAUGAUUUCCGUGAUGAAAUGCGGGGGCGCAAUGUCCAAUGCCAGCGCCAUCUUCACCGAUUGUGAGUUUAACAUUUACGCCGAAUUCAUAUUCUUAUAUAAAUUUCUUUUGAAACAGAGUUUUGUCGCAAAAAACUUUCGUUGAAAACUCAAAUGUUCUCAUUUACGGAAAAUGAAAUGUGGUGCAUGGUGCUUAAAACAUUUUCAGACGAGCUCCAACUGCAAUUCCACGAUGCGAACGCGUCGAUAGUGUUCACCGACGAGGACCGUCUGGCUCGUAUCCGUCGCGCGGUCGCAAAGUGUCCCAACGUGCGGAAGAUCAUUUGUCUGCGCACGUUUCCGAUGAGAACCGAUUUUCCCGAGAACGUAUUGGAUUGGGUCGAAUUGUCGCAAACGCCCGAGGAGCCGCCCGUCAACUAUAAGUGCCCGUUCGUUGUUUUUAUCGAUUCAAAAAAAAAUCACGCCCUAGUCGACACUGUUUGGAAACGAGACCAUAACUUAAGAAUGACAGGGUUUGGGAUAAAAUGAUCAACUACAAAUUUGUUUAGCACAAAACUUGCUGCAACUUUGCAGUUUACCACUUUUUGAAAUACUCAUUGAAUCUCAAGAUAUAUGAAUCUAAAAGUUACGGGUUUUUAGAGUAGGGCGACGAAAUGUUCUUUGGACGCUCAAUCCAAUUUUGUAGGCUCGACUCGAUCGCCCUCCUUCCGUUCUCGUCGGGAACGACCGGACGUCCGAAGGCGUGCCAAUUGACGCACCGAAACAUUGGAGCCAUGUUGGAUGUGGCGAAACAGUGAGUGAUUUCACGAUGCCUACAGUCAAAUAGCCUGUUUUGCAGUCACUUUGAGACGGAAAUCUCGCAAGCAAUGUUCGGCAAGGACAAGCCGCAGCAGUGGCUGAAAGAAAACACGUGUCUUUUUCUGCCGUGGUACCACGCGUACGGACUCAACACGAUGCUCGAGACGAUUCUCAUGGGAAUGACGGGACUCGUCUUCAAAAAGUUUGACUCGAUCGUCAUGCUCAAUCGCAUCAAGUUUUACAAGGUUUUUUUGUUUGUCUCGUUCUCAAAGCGUUUUCAUUCGAAUAAUACUACGUAUUUGUGUGUUGGUUGCAGGUGAAACUGUUGUGGGUGGUGCCGCCCGUGCUCAUAUUUCUGGCCAAGGACGCGAUGGUGCCGAUCUUCAACGUGCACCCGUGGCUCAAAGUGAUUCUUUCGGCGGGCGCGACGGCGGGCAAGCAGCUGUGCGAGGAGGUGAAGAAGCGCUUUCCGAACGCGUGGCUGUGUCAGGCGUACGGAAUGACCGAAAUGGUCCAGUUCACCACUUUUCCGCGCUUCGAACACGGCGACUGCUUCGAGACGGUCGGCAGUUUGGGCGCCACGUACGAGAUGAAGCUGUGCGGCAAGGACGGCAAAGAGGUACUUGCGGUUUCACGACUUUUUUGCUCAUUCUCACCUCCUUGGCCGUCAGAUCACCGCCAUCAACACAAUCGGUCAACUGUUGUUCCGUGGUCCCACGGUGAUGAAGGGAUAUUUGAAUAAGGAAGAGACGGAUAUCAUUGACAAGGACGGGUUUUUGCGGACCGGCGACCUCGGAUCCAUUGACGAGAAGGGACGAAUCCAUGUGACCGGGCGGAUCAAGGAACUGAUCAAAGUGAACGGAAUGCAGGUACUAUAUCUCGAAAAUGUAGAGAAUUUUAUGCUAAACACGGCGACCAAAAGUGUAGAAAGGGGCGUAGCUUAAUCUGAGACGCGUUUUCUGAAAAUUGCCGCAAUUUCAGCACUUUUCCGAUAUUUUUGUGUUUGAUAUCGACGAAAGAAAACAUUAAUGAGAGAAAACAUCGAAAUUUUCGUGAAAACGCCGCGUUUGAGACGUUUUUGGCAUAUUUCGCAAUACGCCCACCGCGGCCAUUCACCGCCGCAAUUUCGGAAUUUUCAUACCGGCCGAUCUGAAUAGUUUUGAGACGAAGUGAGUGUCGUAAGCACGUUAAUACAAGUAUUUUUAGCGUUCAAACGGCAAAAAGUAUCGGCGAAUGACUGAAAUUCGCGCAUUUUCAGCUCAAAACUUAAAAUCGAUUCAAUUGAUUCAUUUCUGAAUGAAACCUGCUCGUUUAAAGCUCAAAAAGUGCGCGAUGAUUAGUUUAACAAAGUUGUGCAAUUACAUCGUCAAAAUCGUACAAAAUUUGGGUAAUUUUUGGACGAAAAGCAUGAAAAAUGGGGUUAAAUUUCGAAUUUCGCGCCAAAUGGUGAUAAAUCGUGCACGCUAGGCCACGCCCUUUCUAGGUUUUUGGUCGCCGUGCUAAACAACUUUGUAAUUGAUCAACCUGUUUGUUUGCAGGUGCCGCCGGUCGAAAUCGAAGACGUGCUCCUGUUGCAUCCGAAAGUCAAGGACUGCGCGGUGAUUGGAGUGCCCGACGAGCAGCGUGGCGAGGCGCCGAAAGCGUACGUCGUCAAAAAGGAGCACACGCUCACAGAGGCCGAGCUCACCGAGUUCCACAAACAAAAGUUGAGCUCCUACAAAUGGGUCGAUCGUUUCGUCUUCAUCGACGCGAUUCCGAAACUGGCGAGCGGUAAAAUUUUGCGUAAAAACCUGAUGAAAUUGUCGGAAAACGAGGAGGAGGAGGAGAGUUCGGCGACGAAAUCCGAGGAGAAGAGCUCAAAGGACAAUUGA